UGGUUGUUAUGUAGUUGUGUAUAUUUGCAGAUAAUACUUUAUUGCUGGAUAGUCAUUUGGGAUUUAGCCGUGUUUCCUUCUCAAAUCUUGUUCAAACCAUUUUGAUUUGGGUUUCCUAAAUUAUAAAUCAAUUUUAACCCCAAGUUAUUUGGCUACUAAGAAUUUUUUUACUCAUCUUUUUGUCACUCUGCAGCCUAUGGUUUCUUCUUUUUCUGCCGAAAUUAAUUUCGUGUUGAUGGGUCAUUUGGUCUACAAUAAGAAUAUUUAUUUGGAAAAAGAGAACCUGUCUCUCCAUCAUAUAUUCCAAAAUCUUUUGAAAGGGGGAUUGCUGGUUAUUGUUAUUAUUUAUUUGGAAAUUUGGUUCAACAGAGUUUUUUUUUUGUCUAACUUCUCUAAUCGAUCUUUAAUUGAUACUUGUAGUUGAUCUCCACUCUUGUUUUAUGGAUCGAUUACUGAUUCAUCAAUCCUACAGUCCUGUAAUUGGCAUAAGCUAGUUUCUUUAAGAGAAGUGCUAGUGCAUGUUUGCUUGUUUGAUUAGGAUCAAAAUCUUGGAUUGAAUUGGAUUGUUAAGUGGUAAGAAAGAAGAAGAGAAAAAAAAUGAGUGAAGGUAGCAAAAAUGGAUUAUCAGCUAUGGAAUCAGAGAAACGUCCUACUCCGCGAUUGAACGAGAGGAUCCUUUCUUCCUUGUCGAGGAGAUCGGUAGCCGCGCACCCAUGGCAUGAUCUCGAUAUAGUAGGACCUGGGGCUCCCUCGGUUGUCAAUUGCGUUGUGGAGAUAGGAAAAGGAAGCAAGGUCAAGUACGAGCUGGACAAGAAAACUGGGCUCAUUAAGGUUGAUCGUAUAUUGUAUUCUUCGGUGGUUUAUCCUCACAACUACGGUUUCAUCCCUCGAACACUUUGUGAAGACAAUGACCCUAUGGAUGUCUUGGUUCUAAUGCAGGAACCAGUUCUUCCAGGUUGCUUUCUUCGAGCUCGAGCUAUAGGACUGAUGCCCAUGAUUGACCAGGGUGAGAAGGAUGAUAAGAUAAUUGCAGUGUGUGCGGAUGAUCCAGAAUAUCGACACUACACUGACAUCAAAGAACUCCCUCCUCACCGUCUACAAGAGAUUAGGCGAUUCUUUGAAGAUUACAAGAAGAACGAGAACAAGGAAGUUGCAGUGAAUGACUUUCUCCCUUCCACAGCUGCAUAUGAAGCCAUCCAAUACUCCAUGGAUCUUUAUGCAACCUACAUCUUGCAAAGCUUGAGACGUUAAUGGACACUACGAUUGGAUAUCUAUAGAUUAUCAAAAGCUAAUAUAUAAUGAUUCGUAUUCUUUACUUCAUGAAAUCACUUGGACUAUAUAUUCGUUUGAUGUGCCAAUAGUUGAAUAAAUCUAUCGAGCUAUUGUUUUUUCGUUUUUUAUUUAUUUCAAAUUUGUCUCUUGAUCUUUGCUCUACAGUACAUUUGUGGCGUUGUAUUUCUUGUUUGGCGAAAGUCAUGGACCUCUAUCCUUAGAAGAGGUUCAGAUUUUGUAUUUGCUUUGCCAUGUACAAGUCUUUUUGGCUCAUCAAUUCAGUACUUCGAACCAGAUAGUUAUGGCAUAUAUAUGGCCACAAAAACAACUAUUGUUGUUGGGCCUUGGGCUACAUAUAAAUACUGAUGAUUGUAAAUGCUUUUUUCACAAUAGUGAUUGAGAUUCCAUU
Amborella trichopoda is the source of this 1681-nucleotide messenger RNA. RefSeq names its product soluble inorganic pyrophosphatase 1. Lineage: Eukaryota; Viridiplantae; Streptophyta; Magnoliopsida; Amborellales; Amborellaceae. Gene Ontology annotation, cellular component: cytoplasm. Gene Ontology annotation, molecular function: magnesium ion binding; inorganic diphosphate phosphatase activity. The record is from RefSeq and is a predicted model, not a curated record. Gene Ontology annotation, biological process: phosphate-containing compound metabolic process.